Labrus mixtus (cuckoo wrasse) is the source of this 8394-nucleotide messenger RNA. It is a transcript of the gene frmd4a, whose product is annotated as FERM domain containing 4A. The transcript is spliced from 24 exons. The record is from RefSeq and is a predicted model, not a curated record. NCBI's taxonomy places the organism in Eukaryota, Metazoa, Chordata, Actinopteri, Labriformes, Labridae. The coding region runs from base 1966 to 5094 and encodes 1042 amino acids. Gene Ontology annotation, cellular component: bicellular tight junction; adherens junction; cytoskeleton. Gene Ontology annotation, biological process: establishment of epithelial cell polarity.
GUAUCAAAGCCAAAAAAAAAAAGAGUCAUCUGGAGAUAUUUAAGUUGGACAGGCCAUGUUUCCGGUGUCUGGAACAGGCCAAAAAUAUCCAGAAACAGAAAAAUCCAUCAGAAGGAGAGCGGAUACACCUCCUCGUUUUCUCAUGUGACAUUGAGCUAAUAACUAAGCUGCAUUUUUGGGCUUACAGCGUAAGGUUAUGUCCCAACAAACUUGCUUAAUCCAGGCUCAUAAAAUGUAAUUAUGUCUUCAUGUUGCCUAAUGUCUGGAAAAGAGAUCAUUUCUCAUAAAUCCUGCAAAUUAAAGAUUAACGAUUGCCUGCAAUGUUUCAACUGCAUAUGGCUCAGAAAAAAGAAAUGUAUGAUUGGCCUACAGUCCUAAAUAGAUAGGCACAUCUGUAAUUUUGUAUGCAGACAUCUUGGCAGAAGGUGUGAAUGCGAAAUGUGCAUAAAGGGGGCCUCACACUGUUUUCAUAACAUGGAGGAUUAUUGUAAUAAAAGCAGACAAGCCUACACUUGCCGAGUCAUUCAGAUACCAGUAUUGACAGCAGGUAUAGGCUUUCUCCAGAGCAAAAAAAAAACAUUAGCAUCUAUUUAUAGAAGCCUUCCAAAAAAAAACUGGACGGAUUUUUGUUACGUUAACAACUUGUGGUUUCAACGGCUGCUGCUCCAGCUGCAGAAGGUGAACACAAGAGCCCAAUUUAGGUCAUAGAGAAAAAAAAAAAGAGAGAGACAGUCUUAACGGCUGCAGUACUGAAGGAGCCAGGAAUCAUUCAAAGGAAGCUUAAACCAACUGUAAAUGCAAGGGCGAUGUGUGUUUUUAAAAGAUGCAAGUAAGUUAUGUCCUGGAGAGAGAGAGAGAGAGAGAGAGAGAGAGAGAGAGAGAGAGACCAAAUCAGCUGGGGACGUUAAGAUCUAACUAAAACUCUUAUUCUUUUAGAUAAUUUAGGUGAACGUAUGUUAAAAUAGGCCUCUUAUACAGUGCAUGUUAUAGGCUUGGCACAAAACUACUGUCAAAGUCAUAUGAGGAUAGGAUGAUUCCUCCCCACAAAGCCUGCUUCAAAGAACUGCUGAUUCAAUUGUAUGUCGACUGCUCAUUCUUAUUUAUCAGCAGUGCAUCACUUGUGUAAAAGGCAGAUAAUUGGUGUGAUCUGUAGACACAGAUGUCUGUUUUGGUUUGUAAGCACACAGAAACAUACACAUAGCCUUUAUAAAUACAUGGAGGAAGAGAGAGAGAGAGAGAGAGAGAGAGAGCGGUCUGCAGAUUCUCCGUCUCAUGGCUGUGAGCUGCUGCUGCAGAAAAUUUCCCCAUAUCUCCUCCUCUCCCCGCCCCCACAUCUUGCCUCCAUUAUUCCCGUGUUUUCGAAGCAACUCCGGUGACAGCAAAGCAAAGAAACAUUAGCAGGGAAGUGGAGGCACCACGUCCACGACCAGUCGGACAUUUCAUUUCUCCCCUCGGUCGCUGACCGGUGGUACGGUCUUCCUAUCUGCUAUCCGUUUGUUGUGCACGGUGCCUGCCGGUAGCGAGAGGAGGAGGAGGAGGAGGAGGAGGGGUUGGUCGACCGGGACUAUAGCACCGUGAGAAGCUCUCUCUCUUUCUGCUUUCGGAAGGAAAAGGAGGGAAGCAAGCUUCUUUUUUUUUUUUUUUUGGAAAAUAACACUCAACGCUUCGUUUUUUAAUUAUCGCCUCCUGAAUGGCGGGGACAUGAAAUGUAACGGCUCUGUGACGUAGAGAGGAUAGAGGAAGCGUCUCUUGUAAUUAACGUUAACUAAUGGUCACUAACAUGGAUGCUGAUGUGCCUCCUCCCCUAGGCCGGCCGGGAAAAGGGGUGUAUUUUGACGAUUUUCUGGCAGUAACACGACUCGUUUCUUUUUGGGAUUAAUAAUUUUGCUUUUUUUUUUGUUUUUUUUGUUUGAGUCUGUUUUUUUUUUGUGUUGGAGCCUCGCUGUGAGCCUUUUUAUUUGCAAGAUGACAGAGGGAAGGCGAUGUCAGGUCCAUCUCCUGGAUGACAGGAAGCUGGAGCUCCUUGUACAGCCCAAGCUGAUGGCUAAGGACCUGCUGGACCUUGUGGCCUCUCACUUCAACCUCAAGGAGAAGGAGUACUUUGGCAUUGCAUACACAGACGAAACGGGCCAUUUUAGUUGGCUGCAGUUGGAUCGCAGGGUAUUAGAACACGAGUUCCCCAAGAAGUCUGGCCCCAUCAUGCUCUACUUUUGUGUCAGGUUCUACAUCGAGAGUAUAUCCUAUCUGAAGGAUAAUGCCACUAUUGAGCUAUUUUUUCUUAAUGCCAAGUCCAUCAUCUACAAGGAGCUCAUUGAAGUGGACAGCGAUGUCGUCUUUGAGUUGGCUUCCUAUAUUCUCCAAGAGGCUAAAGGUGAUUUCACCAGUAAUGAUGCAACCAGGUCUGACCUAAAAAAGCUGCCUGCUCUGCCCACCCAGGCCCUAAAGGAGCACCCAUCUCUGGCCUACUGUGAAGAGCGGGUCAUAGAGCAUUACAAGAAGCUCAAUGGGCAGUCCAGAGGACAAGCUAUUGUUAAUUAUAUGAGCAUUGUGGAGUCCCUGCCUACAUAUGGAGUACAUUACUAUGGUGUAAAGGACAAGCAGGGGAUACCGUGGUGGUUGGGUCUGAGCUAUAAAGGCAUCUUUCAGUAUGACCACCAGGACAAAAUUAAACCUCGAAAGGUGUUCCAAUGGAGGCAGUUGGAGAACCUCUACUUCAGAGAGAAGAAGUUUUCAGUGGAAGUUCAUGACCCCAGAAGGGCGUCGGUGACCAGAAGGACAUUUGGUCACAGUGGCAUCGCUGUGCAUACUUGGUACGCCUGUCCCGCACUCAUCAAGUCCAUUUGGGCCAUGGCCAUCAGCCAACACCAGUUCUACCUGGACCGCAAGCAAAGCAAGUCUAAGAUCCACGCUGCGCGGAGUUUGAGUGAGAUCGCUAUAGACCUUACAGAAACAGGAACUCUGAAGACCUCCAAACUGGCCAACAUGGGCAGCAAAGGCAAGAUCAUCAGCGGCAGCAGUGGCAGUCUGCUCUCCUCAGGUUCUCAGGAAUCUGACAGUUCCCAGACUGCUAAGAAGGACAUGCUGGCAGCCCUAAGGGCCAGGCAGGAAGCUCUGGAGGAAACGCUAAAAAAGAGACUAGAGGAACUCAAGAGCAUCUGCAUCCGAGAGGCGGAACUGACAGGAAAGCUUCCCAAGGAAUAUCCUUUGGAUCCGGGAGAGGAGGCACCCACAGUGAGAAGGAAGAUUGGUACUGCUUUUAAGCUGGAUGAGCAGAAAAUUAUUCCAAAGGGAGAGGAGGAAGAACUGGAGCGUUUGGAGCGGGAGUUUGCCAUCCAGUCCCAGAUCACAGAGGCCGCCAGGCGUCUUGCCAGCGAUCCUCACGUGAGCAGCAAGAAGCUGAAGAAGCAGAGGAAGACGUCUUAUCUGAACGCACUGAAGAAGCUCCAGGAAAUUGAGAACUCUAUCAACGAGCACCGGGUCCGCUCUGGCAAGAAGCCAACACAGAGGGCGUCUCUUAUCAUAGAAGAAGCCAAUAUCGGUUCUGAAGACAGUUCAUUGUCCGAUGCACUUGUCUUGGAUGAUGAUGAUUCUCAAGUUACAGGUACCCCUACCUUCUCGCCGGUAGCAUCGCCUCACAAGGGUCUCCCUCCUCGACCACCAUCUCACUGUCGGCCUCCUCCACCACAGUCCCUGGACGGCCUGCGACACCUGCACUACACGCGCUCUGAUUACGAUAAAUCACCCAUCAAACCCAAGAUGUGGAGUGAAUCAUCGCUGGAUGAGCCUUAUGAAAAAGUCAAGAAACGCUCUUCUCACUCCAGUCACAGGCGCUUCCCAAGCUCUGGCAGUGCAGAAGCAGGGGGGAGUAACUCACUGCAGAGCAGUCCCAUCAGAAGCCUCCCUCACUGGAAUUCUCAGUCCAGCAUGCCAUCGACCCCAGACCUGAAGACCAGGACCACACACUACGUACAUUCCACAAGGUCAGUGGACAUCAGUCCCACCCGUCUGCACAGCCUCGCUCAGCACUUUAGGAACCGCAGCUCAAGCCUUGAGUCUCAGGGCAAACUGUUGGUGCCCGACCCUGACGCACACCUGCACACUUUGGGCACACUGGGCAGCCCUGAAUUCUUCUUGGGCCCAGGACGUGGCUCAAAUGGAUCUGACCCACUGGAUGACUGCUCAUCCUGCACCAGCCAAAGCAGCUCAGAGCAUUACUACCCUGGUGGACCCCCAGGAAGCAACCCCAACUACUCCACUCUGGGAGAGGACUCACCCUCCAAAGCCAGGCAGAGACAGAGGCAAAGGCACAGGUCUGCAGGUCACCUGGGUUCCUCUAACUCUGGCUCCAUGCCAAACCUGGCGGCUAAGAACGGCUCUGUUGGAGGCUCAGGUGGAGGUGUGAUGGGAGGGGGACACCACGGGGUCUACCUUCACAGUCAGAGCCAGCCCUCCUCCCAGUACCGCAUUAAGGAGUACCCGCUAUACGUGGAGGGCAGCCCAAACCCAGUGGUGGUGCGCAGCCUGGAGAGCGAUCAGGAGGGCCAUUACAGCGUGAAGGCCCAGUUCAAGACCUCAAGCUCCUACACGGCCGGGGGACUGUACAAAGAGGCCUGGGGGGGAGAGGAGGGCGGCGAGGGGAGCGGCAGACUAACGCCGUCGCGCUCUCAGAUCGUACGGACUCCGUCACUGGGGCGGGAGGGUGGUGGAGGCGGAGUAGGGGGGAGGGUAGCAGUGUCUGAAGAGCUGCGGUGUUGGUACCAAAGGUCCUCAGGAAGCCUGAAGGAGAGGAGUCACUCGGGGUCUACUUCUUCCGAGACAGGGUCACAGCAAGGCACCUUGGGACAUGGUCGAGGGAGUAGAGUAGGAACGCUUGCCAAGGGCUCACCAGCUGCAUCCCCUCACAGCCAGAGGAGUAUGACACCCUCCAGCGAACACGCAGCCACGCCCACACCCCCCUGCAGCCCACAGCACAUCCUCAACUGGCAGAGCGGGUCUUUCAGUGACAGCUGUUUUCUCAGCAGCCCCCUGUGUUCAGAGCUGGCAGAUGUGCAGUGGUAUGGACAUGACAAGGCCAAACCCGGAACCCUGGUCUGAGACCUUUCCUACAGGGCCCAGAAAAGGGCCUUUUGCCCUCUCCUACUGCGUCUCCACUGUCCCUCACCACUACUCAUUGACAACUGACAACCUCAUCCUUAAAGCCCUACAAAAAAAAACCCUAUCCUGACUGGACUGGAGGACUGGACAUGAGCCUCCCUCCUCCCUUAACCCUUGCGCCCUCCAUCCAUCUCACCACCUCUUUAUUAAGCCCCUUUUCCACAGCUCAGCUGGACAGGGACACACACUCGCUGAGCUCUGAGGAGGGCUGACUUCACAAGACAGACUGAGAAGUACCACCUCAGCUGUCAGACUGAUCCUUGCAGCACCACAGAGCCCCCUUCUUCACUCACUCUCAGCACACACGCAAACAACAAGAAAGAGCGACGGGAAGAGAGAGAGCACAGAGAAAUAUAAAUCAUACAAAUCAACUGAACCCGACAUCGGCCGUGCUAUGAUCUGUAUCAUAUCUCAGUUUUGGUCCCCCCUUGAUCUCAUUGAUUGACGCCAGUGCACUGCCACCCAAUCAGAGGAUACCUGCUGGAUUUGAGCCACCAGUUAAAAAAAAAUAUAUAUUUCAAGGCCCAAAUGAACUGUGUUGGAUUCCAUUAUUAUCAUUAAUGUUGUUUGUUCUUCUUUGUUUAUUCAUCCCUGCAUAUUUAUAAGAAGAGAAGAUGACAAAAAACUAUUGAAAAAACAAAAGAAAUCACCCAACGUUAGAGAUGACAAAAUUCAACUCCUCUCAGUUCAACCCACAACCAAAGACACCUACUGGAUUAACCGGUCGGUCCAACAGGGUCCCUGGGCUGGUACUCUCUCCAAAAGGGAUGGCAUCAGGAUGGUUUCACGGGACUCCUUCUGGGAUAUUAAACGAGGACUACAGCAAUAACAAAGAACACAAGCUGGAUUGAAACUACAGAGUGUGUUGAAGCGACUCUUUGCCUUUGUUCUCAGACUUGUGAGGUCUGGAGUAACCAUGAGGAUCAUUUAGAGUUGUCAUUGGGGUUGACAUUAACCUAUGCUCAUUUCAGUGAAUUCAUCAUACAUGUUUAUUUAAUGUCACUGGACAAGUUUUCUCUGUCCCACAACAGUCUGGUUUUUCCACUUUGUAUUUGUACAGAGCCGGAGUAAGGGAGGGUUUCGGUCGAGGUGAAAAAGUCAUUUUAAGUGUUACUGUGGCCAGUCAAAUAUACCGUUUUAAUUUGGGAGUAUUUGUGAUAUAAGAAAUUGUGAUUCUAUUUUCAAUCCUGAGAGGAGAAGCUGACAUUUCCAGUAACAUCCAUUCCUUUUUGUUUGAUGAUUUUUACCUUCUCAUGGCUUUCUCCUCUGGUCUUUGCUCUUCACCAGUUCUCACCAUACUGAGUAUCAGUCAGCACCUCUCGUAGCACUGUGGUUUCCUCAUCUGUUCUCAUGACUGAACACCUACAAUUUAAACUUAAAAUGGUGGCUCGGACACACAGGACAGUGACCACACCUCACAUUAAUUAUGAGCAUGCUGGAGUGCAAGUUUUUCAGUGCCAAACAUGUUGGUGCUUUACAUGUGUACUGUUUUUCAUCACAGGAAACAGAGACUCCAUUUAGACUCACACUCCUUCAAAUCACAAUGAUUAGCCCCCCACAGUCUGCAGACGUUUCUAAAAGAAGAGAGAAGCCCCUGAAAAGACUGCUCUAGGAUUAUUCAAACGUUCUUUUAAGAGCACAACAUCAAAAGUGUCUAUGGGGGGCUGGGCCUAAAAUUAGAGUGUGCACAUUUCCCAACGUCGAUAUUUUGAUUCAUUUGUUGUGACAAAGUGUGUGAGGGAGAACUGCAAACAUUAGACAGAGGUGAAACAAUUUUUUUAAAACACUUAGAAAAAGAAGUACAGGUACUUUUCUCAGUCAUCACAGUCAAAAAAUCAAAUGUUAAGAUCAGGUUUGAAAAAGCACAUUGAUAUGUAUGAAGGAAGAACUCUGCAUGUGUUGGCUGUGCCUGAAUCAUUCACCCCUUAACCAGAGUUUGUGUUGAGAACUGUCGCUUCAUUGUUGCAAUAAACCUGAAUCAACACGGUUUUAAUUUAACUUUAAAGAGAACAGAUUGUACAUCUCAGAGUAAAGCAGAUUUUUUUUUUUAAUCUUAUAGCCCCAUUAUGUCUGGUGAAAUGGUGUUACAAUCAGUGUGGCAAUUGUGUUUCCCUAAUGCCUUCACAUCAGUCGUUACAAUCUGCCAUUAUCUGGUCUAUUUAAGUCAAAUGACAGUUCUUAACUUAAUCCCUGCAUGAGUUUCACACCAACACCCGGUCAGAAUCGAUCAAUCUUUUACCCGGGAUUGAAACCAGCACUCUCUGGUUAAUGUGUUGUAGGGAAAAAAAAUUACAAUACUGUUAUUCAAGCGUCCAAUCAGAGUGCAAGUUUGUCCCUGCUUCGCUCUGUCAAAGUGUCUCCUCAUGAAGACGUAAUCCCGUGCAUGCCCCUGCAGCUCCACUGACAAAUAAAGACCCCAAAGAUAUUCAGCGUCUUACUUUCAUGAGCACGUUUCUCUCCAUAGUGCCCCCCCCCCCCCCCCCCCCCCCCCUCCCAAAAGAAGUCCUGUUAUAACUUUGUGGUAAUCUCUGACCUCUGAGCCCAAUGUGAAGAAGUGUGACGCCCCCCCUCCCCUCUGUAGCUCCAAAACGUACCAGAUCUCCUGUGCUCCAUAGAAAUGUAUGAGGUUUUUUUGUAACACUCCUAAGAGAAAUAAAACUAACUCUUUUAUCAGUUUCUACCUGUAUGUACGGAGGGGCGCUGUAAGGUUUUUGUCGGGUUUUUAACAUUCACAAUUCAUUGUUUUAACAAUGUGUCAUUUUAUAUGAACAAGUAUUUGUUUUUAAUAUUAUUUUUGUUCUGACAUAACAAACCCCUUUCAGGUGCUACAAAAAAGACCAGUUACUGCUUUGUCGCGUAGGAUCUUUAGUCACCUCUUCAUUGAUUUUCAAUAGAUUCAAUACCAGAUGUGCGAGAUGACGCUUAUUUUAACAGACAGAAAUCAUAGUUGGAACACUUCCCCUACCAGACAAUAGAGCAUGUAACAUGAUUUUAUCAGUUUCUGUUCAACUGUAACAAUGCAUUAAAGGUGUUGUAGAAAAAUAAGUGGAAUUGAUUGACAAAAAAAAAAAAGAAACUGAAUUCCACAGUUAAUUUAUUCUUUUUUCUAUUAAAAAUUUGUAUAGUAACUUUACAUUUUUCAAAAAGUGUGUUGUUGGAAAUUGAUGCUGAAUUUUCAAGAUGAGAAGCCGUGAUGGUUCUUCAGAAUAAGAAAAAUAAAUUAUUGAUGAAUGUUCUCAA